Molecule: messenger RNA, 1609 nt
Organism: Neoarius graeffei (lesser salmon catfish)
Lineage: Eukaryota; Metazoa; Chordata; Actinopteri; Siluriformes; Ariidae
Gene: pus1
Product: pseudouridine synthase 1
Exons: 6
Coding region: 164-1423 (419 amino acids)
Biological process (GO): mRNA pseudouridine synthesis; tRNA pseudouridine synthesis
Cellular component (GO): nucleus
Molecular function (GO): pseudouridine synthase activity; RNA binding
Source: RefSeq, a predicted model, not a curated record
UGCUCCAUGUGCGCGUGUGUUCAUGGAGAACAGGAAGGCGUCCCGGAACAUAUCCGGCUAAAAUACAAAAUAGUCGUUUAAAGAUAUUUUAAAAAAAGAAAAAAAAUUAGCCUUAAAAUGAAGUUCUCAAGUUGAUUAAAUUAUUAGGGAAAAAAACCGUGAUAUGCUGAAAUUCUGUCAGCGUCUCAGUGUUUUCAGCAGCGGUCAGAAUUUGAAGUCGGUUGUUCAACCCAAAGCUUGGUGCAGGAUUGAAAGGUUUUGUGGACUUUGUGUGCAAGCCAGGAAGAUGUCUGGAGAAGAAAGUCAGAAUCACAGCAACAUUAAUAAGCUGAAAAGAGCUUCAGAAAACACUGAGGUGGAGAAUGAAGCUAAAAAGCUAAAAACAGACGAGGAGAAAAGAUUCCCGAAAAGAAAAGUUGUCCUCCUCAUGGCCUAUUCGGGCAAAGGAUACUACGGAAUGCAGAGGAAUUCUGGAAAUUCCCAGUUUAAAACCAUCGAAGAUGAACUGGUCACUGCGCUCAUCAAAGCUGGGUGUAUUCCCGAAAACCACGGCGAUGAUAUGAAAAAGAUGUCUUUCCAGAGAUGUGCCAGGACCGACAAGGGCGUUUCUGCAGCUGGCCAGGUCGUAUCUCUAAAGCUGUGGUUGAUUGAAAACAUUCUGGAAAAGAUCAACACCCACCUUCCACCACAGAUUAGAGUUCUAGGUUUGAAGAGAGUCACAGGCGGCUUUAACUCCAAAAACAACUGCGAUGCCCGGACCUACUCCUACAUGCUUCCCACUAUUGCGUUCUCUCAAAAAGACACUGACCAAGAGGACGCGUCAUUCCGCUUGGACCCCGAGACACUUCAGAAGGUUAACAAGCUCUUUGCACUCUACAAAGGCACGCAUAAUUUCCACAACUUCACUUCACAGAAGGGCCCUCGGGACCCGAGCGCUAAGCGCUACAUCACGCAAAUGUCCUGCGGAGAACCGUUCAUCCGGCAGGGGGCGGAGUUUGCCGUGAUCACAGUGCGAGGCCAGAGCUUCAUGAUGCACCAGAUCCGGAAGAUGAUCGGCUUGGUGAUCGCCGUAGUGAAGGGGUACGCACAAGAGGAGAUCAUCGAAAGGAGCUGGGACGAAGAGAAGGUCGACGUGCCCAAGGCUCCCGGCCUCGGCCUGGUGUUGGAGUGUGUGCACUUUGACCGCUACAACAAGCGUUUUGGAGGAGACGGUCUUCAUGAGACCCUGGAGUGGAAGCAAGAAGAGGACGCUAUAGCUGCCUUUAAAGAAGCGCACAUUUACCCGAGUAUAGUUGAGACGGAGUGUCAGGAGAAGUCCAUGAUCAGCUGGAUGAGUACACUGCCGAUUCAUGACUUUACUGCCACGGCAACCGGCAAGCAAGAACGCAAGGAUGAAGAUGAUGAUGGAAAUGCUUCAGACUGACACAUCUGCAAAUCAUUUUUUCUUUAUUUUUUUGUUUGUUUUCUCCCCCAAACCUGUUUUUAUUUCGUGUUCCAGUGUUUUCAACAUGACCCUUUUGAAAUAAGCCUUUUAUUUUAUUUGCGGAUUUUAUUGAUAUUUGUGUUCUUUCAUAUGAAAUGUGUAUAUAUAUUAAAUGUCAAAUUAGAA